AUGGGGAUAUUCAGCAAAAGAGGAGCAUCUGGAUUCUCUGCCUCUUCCACAGCAGAGCAAGUUACUCAAGGAGUUGAUGGAACUGGUCUUACUGCCAUUGUUACAGGAGCCUCAAGUGGUAUUGGUGUAGAGACAGCGCGUGUUCUUGCAUUGCGUGGUGUUCAUGUAGUAAUGGCAGUAAGGAACAUGAAUGCUGGUACCGAUGUCAGAGAAGAAAUCCUUAAAGAAAACUCCAAUGCUAAGAUUGAUGUCAUGGAGUUAGAUCUCAGCUCAAUGGCAUCUGUAAGAAAGUUUGCAGCAGAGUACAAUUCCAAAGGCCUUCCCUUGAAUAUCCUUAUUAACAAUGCAGGGGUUAUGGCAACUCCAUUCAAGUUUUCUCAAGACAACAUAGAACUUCAGUUUGCUACAAACCAUUUAGGUCAUUUUCUUCUCACAAAUCGUUUACUAGAAACUAUGAAACGCACAUCACGAGAGAGCAGCACAGAAGGAAGAAUUGUUAAUGUAGCAUCAUUAGGCCAUAAAUUUGGGUAUCGUGAAGGAAUUCGUUUUGAUGACAUUAAUAAUGAAUCAAGACACAACAAAUAUCGCGCAUAUAACCAGUCCAAGCUUGCUAACAUAUUACAUGCUAAUGAGCUUGCAAGGCGUCUAAAGAUUAAACAGGAAGAAGGUGUGGAGAUAACUGCUAAUUCUCUUCAUCCUGGAGAAAUUUGCACAAAUCUUGUACGCAGUAUUCAUAGCUGUUUCCAGUGUAAGCUUCAUCUGACGCUGUCGCUGCUGGGUAUAUUCAUAAUCUUAUUGAAAUGGAUCAUGCAGGGGGCAGCGACAACAUGCUUUGUGUCUCUUCAUCCACAAGUAAAGGGUGUAACUGGGGAAUACUUUUCUGGGUGCAACAUAAUCGAACCGAGCUCUCAGGCCAAAGAUGAAGAUAUGGCCAAGAAACUCUGGGAGUUUAGCUUGAGCUUGACUGAUCGAAAGUACUAUUAAAAGGUUUUAGUGUGUUCAAUGGUUCAUCAUCACAUUAUGUACUGUACGUGACAAUAUUCAUUUCUCA
Molecule: messenger RNA, 1051 nt
Organism: Argentina anserina (silverweed cinquefoil)
Lineage: Eukaryota; Viridiplantae; Streptophyta; Magnoliopsida; Rosales; Rosaceae
Product: short-chain dehydrogenase TIC 32, chloroplastic-like
Exons: 8
Coding region: 1-984 (327 amino acids)
Source: RefSeq, a predicted model, not a curated record